AAGUAACUCUAUUUUUAAACCUAUGGUUAUCACGUGCUUCGCACCUGACCGCAUAAACUAGUAAUUAGUAUAAUUAGAUAAGAGUUGAGGUUGUAGGAGGAAGGGUUCCUUAACAAAAGAAAAGAGAAGUAAAAAUGCCGGUGAAGGUGUUAGACGCGAGCCUCUCCAACUUCGAUAGCGUGUUUGAGAAAUUCAGGUCAGAAGCAUCCUCACCUAAAUUCAUCCUCUUCUUGGCUGACAAUGAUCCCUCUACCUCUCUUAGUUGGUGUCCUGAUUGUGUGAGAGCUGAGCCUGUAAUCUACAAGAAGCUAGAAGCUACUUCUAAUGAUGUUGUUCUGUUGAGAGCUUAUGUGGGAGACCGUCCUACAUGGAGGACUCCCCUGCAUCCUUGGAGAGUAGACUCAAAAUUCAAGCUAACCGGUGUUCCAACUUUGAUCCUUUGGGAAAAUGACGCCAUCAAGGGUCGCCUUGAAGACCAUGAAGCCCACUUGGAAAACAAAAUCGAUGCCCUUCUUGCUGGGAACUAAGUUCCAAACUUUGAUGGGUUCAAUCCAACUUAUUACAUUACAUUAGACUAUCUUUCUUUUCUUAUUGUUGGCUUUUACUUCUACUGCCAGAAAACAUUACCAUGUUGUAGCUUAUCAGCAUUUGAAGUAUUAGUACUUAUAAUAAAUAUAAAUAAAACACACCUUUUCUAAA
Molecule: messenger RNA, 699 nt
Organism: Cannabis sativa
Lineage: Eukaryota; Viridiplantae; Streptophyta; Magnoliopsida; Rosales; Cannabaceae
Product: thioredoxin-like protein Clot
Exons: 2
Coding region: 135-527 (130 amino acids)
Cellular component (GO): cytosol
Molecular function (GO): protein-disulfide reductase [NAD(P)H] activity
Source: RefSeq, a predicted model, not a curated record